Saprolegnia parasitica CBS 223.65 is the source of this 835-nucleotide messenger RNA. RefSeq lists its product as hypothetical. Gene Ontology annotation, molecular function: selenocysteine insertion sequence binding; ribonucleoprotein complex binding; mRNA 3'-UTR binding. NCBI's taxonomy places the organism in Eukaryota, Oomycota, Saprolegniomycetes, Saprolegniales, Saprolegniaceae. The transcript is spliced from 5 exons. Gene Ontology annotation, cellular component: ribonucleoprotein complex. Bases 1 to 819 code for a protein of 272 amino acids. The record is from RefSeq and is a predicted model, not a curated record. Gene Ontology annotation, biological process: selenocysteine incorporation.
AUGUCGUGGGUCACGGUCCUCAAGUACUUGGAGCCUGCCGACCUUGCGGACGACGACGAGUUUGAGGAAGUCCGGGACGAAGUAACAUCCGAGUUUUCAAAACUGCAUCCGGUGCAAGCCGCCGAGAUUGACCGAGAUACGGGCGUCUGCCGUCUCCAGUACGCAUCGCCGUCGGCGGCCAUGGCGGUCACGCAACACUACGACAACAAGCCGUACGGUGGCACUCCGAUUCGAGUCGAGUGGGCCGGAGGCCAGGUCGUACCACCUCCGACGUCGCAUCCGACUGUCGACGUGCCGCCCGUCCGGAAGCUUCGGAACGCCAGUGCGAUCCGUGCGUACGUCGACCAGAAGAUUGACGUUGGCGGCGAGCUGCAAGUCGGUGUGACGGCGCUCCUCGGACGUCUCAUGCAGCUGCAGGAACGUGCUCGGUUGACCAACCCGCUCAAGGCCAAGAAAACGCGUCGCCUCGUUUUCGGUCUACGCGAGGUGAAGCGAGGUCUCAAGAACCUCAAGGUCAUGUGCUUGCUUGUGGCCUACGACGUGGACGAGUGCGCGGCGGAAGGCGGCCUCGAUGAUAAGAUUGUCGAGCUCAUCGAUUUGGCACGCGCCAACAAGAUCACGGUCGUCUUUGCCCUCUCCAAGCGCAAGCUUGGCAAGGCAGUCCUUAAGACCAUUCGCGUGAGCUGCGUCGGCAUCUACUCGGUCGAUGGCGCCAAUGACAUGUGGACAAGCGUCCAGAAGACCGUCGCGUCGCUGCAACAACCCGACGCGACCGAUCCAAUGCUGGUAGAUGCGAUGGACGCUCUGUCGACGAGCUAGUACUUUUUAGUUUGGG